GGAGGAUAGUGUCGUUCAUUAUGACUAGCGCCACCCCUUCUCCCACGACAACCGCCGCUAGAUUUGCCAUUGCCUCCUCCGAUCUUCCCCUACACUACUACACAGCAGUCGCUACCUCCAUCCAUCCCAAGACGACAUCAGGUUUGAACGAUGAGAUGCGCGACUUCCUCCGCCACGCCGACGCGCGAACCCCGCGGGCCUUCGUCCAGCUCCUCGCCGCCCAGCCGCCGCGCCCCUCCGCCGCCGCCGCCGACCAGUGCCACGCGGCCGCAACCAAGCUCGGCUUCCUCGCCUCCAACCUCUUCGCCACCACCGCGCUCCUCGCCUUCUACUGCCGAUCCCGCCGCCUCCCCGAGGCACAGCACCUGUUCGACCAAAUGCCCGCAAGGACCGCCGUCACCUGGAACACGCUCAUCCACGGCCACGCGCGGUCGGCCGCGCCCGGCCUCGCCGUGGCGGCCUUCGCGCGCAUGGCGCGCGCCGGCGUCUCCCCCACCGCGUCGUCCGUGUCCAGCGUCCUGGUCGCCUGCGUCAGGCUGGAGGAUGCUGCUGCUGGAGCAACGCUGCACUCCGUUGGCCUCAUGCAUGGCUUCUGUGCUUCUGUCGUCGUCGGCACUGCCUUGGUGGACAUGUACGCCAAAUGCCAUCAUCUGGGCGCCGCGCAGCAGGUGUUUCGGGAGAUGGAAGAAAAGAACGUGGCCACUUUCACGGCGCUCGUGGCAGGGUUCGUUCUAAGCAGAAGGCCUCAUGACGCCAUGCUGUUGGUCAGGGAGAUGGAACGCUCUGGUGUGGCACCAAACUUGAUGACAUACAGCAGCCUUCUCAGCUCAUUCGCGAGCCCGGAGGACAUAGAUCAUGGGAAGCAAGUUCAUUGCGCGGUGCUUAAGAAGGGCUUGGAGCACGAUCAGUUUGUUCUGUCUGCUCUUGUGACCAUGUACUCCAAGUGCGGCAUUUUGGAAAAUUUUGUCAAGGUGCAGAUGUCUGUUUCAUGUCAAGAUCAGGUAUCAUUCAAUUCCGUGAUCUCUGGGCUCUCCUGUCUGGGAAGAGGUAAAGAGGCGUUUCAACACUUCUUGGAAAUGAGAAGGCACGGCACUGAUAUGGAUGUGUUCACCUUUGCCAGCGUAUUGAAGGCUAUAGGUAGCUCAUCCUCAUUGCUAGAGGGAAGGCAGGUUCAUACUCUUAUUCUGAAGAUUGGAUAUGAUUCUGUUGUGGAUGUCCAGAACAGCCUGAUUUCCAUGUAUGCCAGACAUGGUGCAAUAGGGGAAUCCAAUGGCGUCUUCAUUUCAAUGGAAGCACCUAAUUUGGUUUCUUGGAAUUCACUAAUGUCAGGAUGUGCUCAACAUGGCCAUGGAAAGGAGGUAGUUGAGAUGUUUGAACAAAUGAGGAGGCUACAUGUUCAGCCAGACCACAUAACCUUCUUGUCGGUCCUUACAGCUUGCAGCCAUGUUGGCUUGGUAGAUAAAGGGCUCGAGUAUUUCAACUUGAUGAAAGAUAAAGGGUAUCUUGUGGGAGCAAGGACAGAGCACUAUGCUUGUAUGGUUGAUCUUCUUGGUCGAGCAGGCUAUCUCAAUGAAGCUGAAUACUUGAUUAAUGGCAUGCCUAUAAAACCUGGUGCUUCAGUAUACAGAGCUCUGCUCAGUGCCUGCCAGAUUCAUGGGAACCUUGAGAUUGUAAUCCGGGUGUCCAAGCGCCUAAUUGAGCUAAAUCCUCAUGACUCAUCUGUUCAUGUUCAGUUAUCAAAUGCCUUUGCUGGUGAUGGCCGUUGGGGUAAUGCUGCUGAGAUCAGGGAGGCCAUGUCAGGUAAAGGAAUAGUGAAGGAGCCAUCCUGGAGUCGUAUCGAGGACCAGAUGCAACAUAGUUAAUAAGCAGCCUGUGCUUACAAGAUGCAUGCCACUGUCUUGGUUGCUACCUAGAACUGAAUUAUAGACUGAAGCUCUGAGGGCGAUGCUUACUGAACGAAGCAAGCUAGAAAUAUGUGUAAAAAAAGUGAGUAAAGCAGCACCAGAUUGGAUAAUUCUGGUGUUAUAACGAUGAGUUCUACUAGAAGCAAGAUUACUUAUCGUCAUAUAACCGGAGCCUACAUUGACAAACGACUGCUGAAGAUGGGAGGGAUGAGCUUCUGGAUCUUGUAUACUGCUGAGUUGUUUUAUCACUGUAUUUAUUGCACUUUGUUUUAUGGUGUGUUAUCCUUAUGUCAAGGUAUCAUGGGACUUAUCUCGGUGAGGAUGUUGCUGUUAAAGUUCUAAGAUCUGAGCAUUUGAAUAAGAAUGUUUGGAAUGAGUUCACACAGGAAGUAUAUAUUCUAAGCAUACUAAUGUUGUGCGAUUCAUUGGUGCGUGCACAAAACCACCACAAUUU
Oryza sativa Japonica Group (Japanese rice) is the source of this 2358-nucleotide messenger RNA. The record is from RefSeq and is a predicted model, not a curated record. NCBI's taxonomy places the organism in Eukaryota, Viridiplantae, Streptophyta, Magnoliopsida, Poales, Poaceae.